AUGUCUGACAAAUUGACUAGUGCAAACCCAAGGUAUUUCAUAUCCCUCCAUUCGUCUAUCCGCUCUAAACACUUAUCUAAUAUAUCCCCUCAGAAAUGCCGUCAGGAGUGCAAGAAGUCAUGCCCAGUUGUUCGCACCGGCAAACUCUGCAUCGAAGUCACCCCUGAAUCGAAGAUUGCUUUCAUUUCGGAACGCCUAUGUAUAGGAUGCGGUAUCUGCCCAAAAAAAUGCCCAUUCGGUGCCAUCCAUAUCAUCAAUUUACCCACCAACCUCGAGACCCAGGUCACCCAUCGAUACUCGGCAAAUAGUUUCAAACUGCACAGGUUGCCUAUGCCGCGGCCAGGACAGGUUUUGGGUCUUGUCGGGACCAACGGUAUUGGCAAGAGCACUGCUCUCAAGAUUCUCAGUGGAAAGCUGAAACCAAACUUGGGCCGAUAUGACAAUCCCCCCGAUUGGGAGGAGAUCUUGAAGUACUUCCGUGGCUCAGAAUUACAAAACUACUUUACGAAAGUCCUUGAAGACGAUUUGAAGGCCGUUGUCAAGCCGCAGUAUGUCGAUCAGAUUCCCAGGGCAGUUAAGGGUCCAACUAAGGAGGUGGAGCUCCUUAUCAAAGCACGCUCUCAGAUGGACAAUAUGGACCAUAUUAUGGAAGUCCUUGAACUCAAUCAAGUUAAGGAUAGAGAUGUUGGGCUUCUUUCAGGAGGAGAGUUGCAGAGAUUCGCCAUCGCCCUUGUCUGUGUCCAGCAGGCUGAUGUGUACAUGUUUGACGAGCCGUCAUCCUACCUGGAUGUCAAACAGCGUCUCAGCGCCGCCCGUAUCAUCAGAGAACUCCUACGCCCAGAUGAUUAUGUCAUUGUAGUUGAGCACGAUUUGUCCGUUCUUGACUAUCUGUCUGACUUCAUUUGCGUUCUCUACGGUCGCCCUGCUGUAUAUGGUGUUGUCACCCUACCUUCCUCCGUUCGUGAAGGUAUUAACAUUUUCUUGGAUGGGCAUAUCCCCACGGAGAACUUGCGAUUCCGUGAAGAGUCCCUUACAUUCCGGAUCGCGGAAGCUGGAGAUGAUUUCUUGGUCGACAAGGGAAGAGCAUUUAGCUACCCGAAAAUGGAGAAGACUCUAGGUGGUUUCCAUCUCUCUGUCGCCCCCGGUCAAUUCACCGAUUCUGAAAUCAUUGUCAUGAUGGGUGAAAACGGAACUGGAAAAACGACAUUCUGCAAACUUCUUGCUGGUGCAGAGAAGCCAGAUGGUCGCACAACUGUUCCACCAAUGAACAUCAGCAUGAAACCGCAGAAAAUCACCCCCAAAUUCCAAGGCACCGUGCGCCAACUGUUCUUCAAGCGUAUCAAGGCGGCUUUCCUGUCCCCUCAAUUCCAGACUGACGUCUACAAGCCACUCAAGCUCGAUGACUUCAUUGACCAAGAAGUCCAAAACCUCUCUGGUGGUGAAUUGCAGCGUGUCGCUAUUGUUCUCGCACUCGGUAUUCCCGCAGAUAUCUACUUGAUCGAUGAGCCUAGCGCCUACCUGGAUUCUGAACAACGUAUCGUGGCUGCCCGAGUCAUCAAGCGUUUCAUCAUGCACACCAAGAAGACAGCUUUCAUCGUCGAACACGACUUCAUCAUGGCAACUUAUCUUGCUGACCGCGUUAUCGUUUUUGACGGCAAGCCAUCCGUGGAUGCCCGAGCCAAUACUCCAGAGUCUCUUUUGACCGGAUGCAACAAGUUCUUGAAAAAUCUGGAUGUAACAUUCCGCCGUGAUCCAAACAGCUACCGCCCGCGAAUUAACAAGCACCAGAGCCAGCUUGACCAGGAACAAAAGUUGAGUGGAAAUUACAAGAGAGUUGAAAAAGGUGUCCCACGAGAUCAUGACCGUGACGGUCCCCACAACCGGCGCCAUCGUAUACGACACUUCAGUAAAAACGGCGUUGACGUGUUAGCAUUUUCUGGCGUUAGCAAAGGCGCUGGAGGCCGAAAGGGGAAACGCAGCUCCGCGGGUCUCUCUGACGAAGACUCAUCGGUUGGAGGCGACGACGACGGUGAGGACGAUCUGGAAGUUGGCAUGGACGGCAGUUCGUUCUCCAGCCUUUUGUCCAGAUUCUCUGUGCGAUGCAUGUCCGUCUCCUCCUGA
This is a messenger RNA of Paracoccidioides lutzii Pb01, 2121 nucleotides long. Its product is annotated as translation initiation factor RLI1. Gene Ontology annotation, biological process: ribosomal subunit export from nucleus; translational initiation; translational termination. The record is from RefSeq and is a predicted model, not a curated record. Gene Ontology annotation, molecular function: ribosomal small subunit binding; ATP hydrolysis activity; iron ion binding. The transcript is spliced from 6 exons. The coding region runs from base 1 to 2121 and encodes 706 amino acids.